GAACUGUGGCAAGGUCAACCAUUGGGCAUAUAUCAGGCGGCACAGGCAGCCAGAAAAGUCUGUUUCUGGUGCAACAUUCACACUGUUGGUCAUGAUGAGGGGGCUGCUCGUGUUCGCUGCGCUGCUUGUGGCAGUUUUUGGCAAAGUGACGUUUGAGGGGCAUAAAGUGCUUCGAAUUGUUCCCAAGGAUGAAGUCCAGCUGUCUCUUAUCAAGGAUCUGGAGGAAAUGAUGGAGUUCGAGCUGGAUUUUUGGAAGGGGUUGACUACUGUGUCUAACCCCGUGGAUGUCAGAGUUCCCUCCCACGUUUUGAAUUCAGUCAAAGAUUACCUUGAGACACAGAACAUUGAGUACUCCACCAUGAUUGAAGACCUCCAGAUGCUUCUGGAUAUGGAGCAGAAGGUGAUGGCUGGUGCUCGUGUACCUCAGCCCCAAAACACUGAUAGCUUUGACUUCGCUAACUACCACACCCUUGAAGAGAUCUACAGCUUCCAGGACUUGCUGGUGGCUGAGAACCCCAACUUUGUCAGCAAGAUAGUGAUUGGGCAGAGCUACGAAGGCCGUCCUCUUAAUGUGCUCAAGUUCAGCACUGGUGGAACCAACCGUCCUGCCGUCUGGAUCGACACUGGAAUCCACUCCAGAGAGUGGGUCACUCAGGCCAGCGGGCUAUGGUUUGCUAAGAAGAUUGUGACUGAUUAUGGAACGGAUCCCACUCUCACCGCAAUCCUCAGUCAAUUGGACAUCUUCCUGGAGAUUGCCACCAACCCUGAUGGAUACGCCUUCACCCACAGCGGUAAUCGUAUGUGGCGUAAGACCAGGAAGCCCAAUCCUGGUUCUUCUUGUGUGGGAGUUGAUCCCAAUAGGAACUGGGAUGCUGGUUUUGGAGAACCUGGUGCCAGCAGCAGCCCCUGCUCAGAAACCUAUCGUGGACCCAGUGCAAACUCUGAGUCUGAGGUCAAGUCUAUUGUGGACUUUGUGAAGUCUCAUGCCAACAUCAAGGCCUUCAUCUCCAUCCAUUCCUACUCUCAGAUGCUCAUGUAUCCCUAUGGCUACAAAACCACUCCUGCCAAUGACGCGGCAGAACUGCACAAGGUGGCUCAAAAGGCCGUCAGUGAUCUAACCUCCCUGUAUGGUACCAAAUACGCAUACGGCAGCAUCAUCGAUACUAUCUACCAAGCCAGUGGUAACACCAUUGACUGGACCUAUGAACAGGGCAUCAAGUACUCCUACACCUUUGAGCUGAGGGAUGAGGGUCGCUAUGGCUUCCUCCUUCCUGCAUCUGAGAUCAUCCCCACCGCUCAGGAGACGUGGCUGGCUCUGAUUUCCAUCAUGGAUCACACCUACAAGAACCCAUACUAAUCUGUGUGCGUGUAUAAAAGUGGAAAUCCUACAUUUGGGAAAUGUGCCCCCAUUUUUCCAUCCCAAGAGUAAUUCAAACCCAUCACAAUCAAGGGCUGUUCAAACUUUCACAAAACCAAAAGACAAAUAAACACAAUCCAAAAUCAAAGCUGAA
This is a messenger RNA of Oreochromis niloticus (Nile tilapia), 1511 nucleotides long. It is a transcript of the gene cpa5, whose product is annotated as carboxypeptidase A5. Bases 92 to 1357 code for a protein of 421 amino acids. The transcript is spliced from 11 exons. NCBI's taxonomy places the organism in Eukaryota, Metazoa, Chordata, Actinopteri, Cichliformes, Cichlidae. The record is from RefSeq and is a predicted model, not a curated record. Gene Ontology annotation, biological process: proteolysis. Gene Ontology annotation, molecular function: metallocarboxypeptidase activity; zinc ion binding.